This is a messenger RNA of Aspergillus nidulans FGSC A4, 1537 nucleotides long. RefSeq names its product bZIP transcription factor atfA (gene atfA). Gene Ontology annotation, cellular component: nucleus. Bases 1 to 1458 code for a protein of 485 amino acids. The record is from RefSeq and is a predicted model, not a curated record. Lineage: Eukaryota; Fungi; Ascomycota; Eurotiomycetes; Eurotiales; Aspergillaceae. Gene Ontology annotation, biological process: regulation of DNA-templated transcription. The transcript has 3 exons. Gene Ontology annotation, molecular function: sequence-specific DNA binding; DNA-binding transcription factor activity.
AUGUCUGCCGCCGUGGCUUCGGCAGUCUCAACAACGCUCCCAUCUAAUCCUACCGCGCAUUCUUCACCAAUGGAUGCGAAAAAGAACAGUGUCAAGAUGGAUAACGAGGCCUCAUCGGAGACCAAAGAGCAGAAGACGGAUGGCGAGCCCCAGACUUCAUUAGCACCUCCUUCACGGCCUAACCCAUCGGCUGCCACCGAUACCCCCGAUUACUUCAACUCAGUUCACAACCCUUUCGCUUUGGAGCCGAAUCCUUUUGAGCAAUCGUUCGGCGGGGGUUCCGGUGAGACCCCGGGGAAGUCGAUUCUUCCCCCUGUCGCUUCGAUCACAUCACCUGCUUUACCAGGCACUAGCUCCGCCGGCGGCGCAUACAACUGGUCUAAUUCCUUGCGCUCGGGUCCCCUGAGUCCUGCUAUGCUUGCGGGGCCUGCCGGGGGGAGUGACUACUUCGACAGUAUCGGAAGGGGCUUUCCGACGCCGAAUGAGUCCUCACUCCGCACUGGUUUGACGCCAGGUGGCGGAGGCUCCAUGUUCCCAGCACCAAGUCCCAACUCCCAAGCUUUGUUGAACCAGCUGCAGAACGGAGGCGCAACUCCGUCUACUAUUGAGUUCCAUCGCACAGCUCUGAAUGUAAAGAAGAACGGCAUUGCGCCUACAUCCAACCCAACCGGCGAAGGCGAUCAAGUACCACAGAACAUUACAACAACUAUGGAUAUAAAACCCGCACAGCCCGCCACAGUCGACUUUGGGCCGCAUGAUGCAGCAGACGCUGCUAAUGGACUGUUCAUGUUGGCCAAAGGUGGACAAUCGACGGCAAACCAGUUUGCUGCUGUUUCGAACCAGACGGCAAUUCCACCGCAAACACUUCAGACUAGCGAAAUUCUACAAGACCAGAAUGCCGCCCGACGCCAAUCGGUUAAUGUAAAUGGUGUAGCAAAUACGAGAGAGCCAAGUGGCGACGGGUCAGAACAAAGUGAACAGGCCAAACCUGCCCGAGGCAGGGGCAAGAGAAACACGUCUACGAAAGCUUCCAGUACAGGAAAUAGGCGCAAGACGGAUGAUUCCACUCAGGGAUCCAACAAGAGGACGAAGCUCAACAACGGUGCAGCCAGCACAGAAUCUCCUUCAGAGGGCGAAUCAGAAGAGGAAGAGCAGCAGCCCGCACAGAAAAAGAAGGCCGGCGACACCAAGAAGAUGACUGAUGAAGAGAAGAGAAAGAACUUCCUCGAACGAAAUAGGGUUGCGGCACUCAAAUGUCGACAACGGAAGAAGCAGUGGCUCGCCAAUCUCCAGGCCAAAGUCGAACUGUUUACGUCAGAGAAUGACGCGCUUACGACCACUGUUACUCAACUACGGGAGGAAAUUGUUAACUUGAAGACACUGUUACUUGCACACAAAGAUUGUCCGGUUUCACAGGCGCAGGGGCUUAUCUGGAACCCGAAUCCUCCAUACACUUGAAGGAAUAAUAUCACUUGACUAACUGGCGCAACGGUUUCUGUAUUUGGCUCGGGCGUACUGUAACAACUAGCAAAAGGUU